Messenger RNA from Epinephelus fuscoguttatus (brown-marbled grouper), 2173 nucleotides. RefSeq names its product max-interacting protein 1-like. Gene Ontology annotation, biological process: regulation of transcription by RNA polymerase II. The record is from RefSeq and is a predicted model, not a curated record. The coding region runs from base 138 to 950 and encodes 270 amino acids. NCBI's taxonomy places the organism in Eukaryota, Metazoa, Chordata, Actinopteri, Perciformes, Serranidae. The transcript is spliced from 6 exons. Gene Ontology annotation, molecular function: DNA-binding transcription factor activity, RNA polymerase II-specific; protein dimerization activity; RNA polymerase II cis-regulatory region sequence-specific DNA binding.
CUGAGGCUAAGGACUGCAAUUCCAUCGAGCCUAGUUCAUUUCAGUCAUCCGCUCAGUGCACAGACGGGACAAGGAGAGCAAUUCCAGCGCUGCUUUAUUUGUCAAAGCCCCCCCAUAAAAAACAGCCUAAAGUCAAAAUGGUAAAGUACAUGCGACAGCACAGCGAGGUGAAACUCGAAGAGGUUCUGUCGGAGUCUGAUGCGUCCAUGGACCAGCAGGAUUUCGGAGAAUUGUCCGACUAUUCUUUCAGCGACGUUUUAUACUCCAAAUGUUCCGCAAUGGACCAAAUCGGCACUUUCAUGAAGAACGUGCAAGUGCUGCUCGAUGCGGCACAUUACAUAGAAAAUAUCGAGAAGAACAACGGAAAAUGUGAGCAUGGUUAUGCUUCAACGUACCCUGCAACCCAGACUGCACACCAACAGAAACAGCGUAAAUUCAAGAGCAGGAAAUUGGACAAUCUUCACAAUAGGUCAGCACACAAUGAACUGGAAAAAAAUAGACGAGCACAUCUCCGCCUGUGUUUGGAAAGGUUGAAGUCCCUCAUCCCCCUGGGACCAGACUGCAGUCGACACACCACACUGGGACUGCUCAACAAGGCCAAAGCACAUAUCAAGAAACUUGAAGAGGCGGACCGGAGGAGUCUGCACCAGCUGGAGACCUUAGAGAGGGAGCAGAGGCACCUGCAGAGGCAGCUAGCCCAGCUGCAAACUCAUGGAGAUAGGGAGAGGGUCCGCAUGGACAGCCUGGGCUCCCGUAUGGACUCUGACCGCUCAGAGUCUGACAGAGAAGAGAUCGAAGUUGAUGUGGAAAGCACUGAAUUCUCCCAUGGAGAAAUGGACAGUGUAAGCACCAGUGGUGCAAGUGACCUGGACGACCACAGCAGCCGGCAGAGCUCAGCCAGCGACGAGGGCUACUCCACAUGCAGUCUAAAACUGGCCUUCUCUGCUUAAAAAGCACCAGCCUAUACUUUAACUCCAGCUGCAGUCUUUUAUGGCUUUCACCUUUCAAAGUACCAGCCUACAGCUCCAUUCUCCCUUUGCAGUUUAGGUUAACUGUCUCCAGAAGAACAACCAGCCUCAAUCCCACCUUUACCUGACAAAUGAAACAUCUGCUCCGCCCUGAGAACCAGCCUUAAGUUCAACUCAGCCUAAAAGUUGUCUAAAAAUGUCUCCUUCCAAAAAGCCAAGGGGCUCCUCUACAUCAGUCUGAAACAUUUUACACAACAGCCUCAAAUUUAACUCCCGGCAAUAUACAGUUUCCUCAUUAUAAGAGUUGACUUAACCAAUCACCUGAAUGUCCCUUAACCCAUUACCAGCUAGAAUCAACCAUAAAGUACCCGCACUCAAUACUGACCCUGUAGAGGACCCACGAUCGCAGCAGUGUCCAACACUGAAGGGGAAACUACCUUUAGUCAAGUUGAUCCUCUGAAACCAGCAAAAACACUAGAAACCCAAUACCAGCUAGAAGCUCACCAUUGGGACCGCUUGCUCCAUUUGCCUUGUAAAAACAUUGCCCCUUUUCUUUGGAUAACGUAUCCGGACGACACUUCUUGUCAGUGUACAAGCCAGUGGCAAGGGCUACAAUGUCUGCAUUCCAAAAUGUUUAUUACACUCCUAUAACCUUUUGCUUUAGGACCCACGACCAUCACUGAUCCGUGUGGCGUCCCUUCUCUUGACUGAAAUAGUCAUAUCCAAACAGGUGGUGUAGUCCACCCUCGUUAUUCUAAUUUAUUUGCAUAUGAUUAUAGUAUUUAUUUUUGGUAUAUUUAAUUUUACUGUAGCUAGGUCUUGGUCAUGCUUGAAUGAAAAACAUUUUUAAAAAUAUUUUCUUUUUAACAUUUAACAAAUUACUUGACACAAAUUUAACCCCCACAGAAGCAUAUGCAGUGCUAAAGGUUUAAUGCAUUUCAUGUUUUAUUGAAAGAAUGACACUUCUCUUUCACACUGUGCUCAAAUUCAGUUUUAUUUAGACAGUAAUAAGCUAUCCCGCACUUGUCCAAGCACAAGGCUGAAAGCAAUAAAGCGUCUACUUUUAUCCUAUCUUUGAUGUUGGCUGUGUUUAGCAUACUAUUCUGUCCGUCCAACACCAAAUUGCAGUUUUGCUAGUUUUCCACUUCGCUCCAGUAGUGGUAUCAGUUUUAAUAUUCAGCAGUUAAAAUGAUUGUAAUUGAUUU